CGCCUGAGGGCAAGGGCAGUGGUCCAGUGCUGUGAAGCUACAGUUAAACCUCCAAAGGACUAUGGCACUUCACGUCAUUGUUGGUCUCGGCGCUUUCGUCUGUGACGUCAUUUCUUACCCUAUGACCUAACCCAGUGGCGUGACUGAAGGUGACCACUGAAUUGUGGGGUCUCCCAAGGCCUCACUGGCCCCCUUACACUCGCAGAAUGGCCUCACCCCUAGGGGAUAAGCCCACUUCGCCCCGGGUGGGGACCGCCCGCUACAAAGAGACUUCGACGACCCGCGUGGAGUCGUCGUCCCACCGCGUGGAGACUUCCUCUCGGCAGGUGCGAACAUCUUCUCGGCAGGUGGAGACCUCCCAGCGCCGUAGCGAGAAUCCCUCACUCUCCCCUUCUGGGAAACGCCUCCCUCACGUCCUCGAGGCGUCCUCCCAGCACGUGGAAACCUCCUCGCAGCGCACAGAAACGUCCUCCCGUCACGUCAGGGCCUCAUCCCUGCGGGUGGAGACAUCCCUGCACUACGCGGAGAGUCUGGCCCGUGGGGACAAGCCGGCAGCCCGCCAGAAGGUAAAAACAACCCGAUGAAAUGCUUCCCAAAGCCCUCGAAAGAGCCAUGGCCCUUAGCCAGGACAGAAUUGCCUCCAGUUUUCAGCCAGCCAGCUGCCAAGUGAAGCAGUCAUCUUUGAUUUCAUGGAAACAUCCUAGAAAUCAAUGUAAGAAAUAGCCAAGCUGCAGUUUCUGGACUCAGCCAACAUUUAUUGACCAUGCUGCCCCUUGGACCAUCCUGCUUUUAACCCACUGAACUAUUUUAACUUCAAGCCAGUACAAAAGGCAGUCCCAUGAUGCUGUGUAAGUUGGGUUAAUGAACAAGAGCCUGUUUGAACUUCCGAACUAGGUGAGUUUUGGAUACAGAGCCCCCCAAAAUUUUACUCCUUGAAACUUAGGAACAGGGACCAAACUGAAAUCAUGACCCACGCAGUGAUUUAUUAUAUGCCUGUUAAAAAGUGGAGGGGCAAGAAACAGACUUUCAUAAAUUACUUAUUGGUGUUUGUUUUUCAAAAUUAUUUCCAUUAUGCUAAGUCUUUGUAUCUGGUACCCCCACCCACACGCUUCUUAGCAUAGGUCAGGUCUAGUUAAAAAUGAAGGCAAACUAUUCAGCAAUCAAAAAUAAUAUUAGAAAGGAAAGUGAGAGGUCAUUGAAACUUUAUCUGAGGUAUAAGGAAGGUGGAGGAGAGUACUAUUUAUUGAAUACCUGCUCUGUGCCAGGCACUACAGAUAUACCUCAACUUAUAAUGGGAUUAUAUCCCUAUAAAACCAUAAUGAAAAUAUAGUAAGUUGAAAAUACAGUAGGAUCUCUGUAAGUUGACCAACCAAGGGACUGUAACAAACUGGUCAACAUAUAGAGGUAGUCAAAAUAAGCAACUAGGCCUACAAUACUGAAAAAUAUGUGUGAUGCAUGACCAGUCUAUGAAAAUUAGGUCAAUUUAAAGAAGUAGUCAAUGUAGGAAAGUGGUCAACUAUGGAAGUUCUACUGUAUAUUUCGUAUAGGAAUUUGGACUUUGAGACAACAGUUUGAUAUUUUCCUCCUUUGCCAGCAAA
Messenger RNA from Nycticebus coucang (slow loris), 1598 nucleotides. It is a transcript of the gene C18H17orf100, whose product is annotated as chromosome 18 C17orf100 homolog. Lineage: Eukaryota; Metazoa; Chordata; Mammalia; Primates; Lorisidae. The record is from RefSeq and is a predicted model, not a curated record. The transcript has a single exon. Bases 207 to 584 code for a protein of 125 amino acids.